ACUUCCUGCUGCUUUGUCCUCUUCCCCCUGCAGGGAUGGAGAACCAGACAGAGGUGAGCGAGUUCAUUUUCCUGGGCCUCACCAAUGUGAGGAGUCUUCAGUGUUAUCUCUUUACCCUCUUCCUGCUGCUCUACAUGGCCAGCAUUUUGGGAAAUGGAGCCACUGUGGCUGUGAUACUGGCCGAGCCCCGGCUUCACACCCCCAUGUACUUCUUCCUGGGAAAUCUCUCCAGCCUAGACAUCUUCUACUCCACAGUCACUGUGCCCAAGAUGUUGGCCGGCUUCCUCUCAGGGCACCAGACCAUCUCCUUCACCAGCUGCCUGUCACAGCUCCAUUUCUUCCAUUUCCUGGGCAGCAGCGAGGCCAUGCUGCUGGCUGUCAUGGCCUAUGACCGUUACGUGGCCAUCUGCAAUCCACUGCGCUACACACAGGUCAUGAGCCCACAGGCCUGCCUGCUGCUGGCAGGAGUCACCUGGGCCACUGGCUUCCUACAUGCCCUGAUGCACACGGUCAUGACCUCUCUGUUGCACUUCUGUGGCCCCAACCGUAUCCUCCACUUCUUCUGUGACAUCAAGCCCCUGCUGAGCCUGGCCUGCAGCAGCACCCGCCUCAACCUGAGCCUCCUCCACAACGUCACUGGGAUUAUCGGUGUGAGUCUAUUCAUCAUCACGCUCCUCUCCUACCUCUACAUCAUCACCUUCCUCUUCCUGAAGGUCCAGUCACGGGAAAGCAGGAGAAAGGCCUUCUCCACUUGCACCUCGCACCUCACUGUGAUAGCACUGUACUAUGGGACAGCGAUCUUCGCCUACUUGCGUCCUUCCUCAGGAAGCUCCAGGAGCAAAGAGAUGAUCAUCACCCUACUGUAUAGUGUCAUCACCCCAGCUCUGAAUCCCCUCAUAUACACCCUGCGGAACAGUGAGUGGAGCAGAGUGGAGCAGUUUGCGGGGACUGCUGGAGGAGAGGAGAGGAGUGGAGCAGAGUGGCUGGUGCAGCAGAGCUGUUUGUGGUGAAGGCUGCAGCAGACCUCCACAGAGAGGUGGGACAGUUGGCCUCGGCCCUCGUAAGGUGCCCCUUAACACUCCAUGUGCCCCGACCCCAAAAUUCUACCGAGGCUGGGGAGAGUAAAACUCUGCAGAUGAACUUUUGAACUCUGGGGUGGCACUGACCAGAGACAGAGACUUUUGGGUUGUUGGACUUUGGGGUGAUUUGGACUUAAGACCCUGAGGGGAAAAGGACAUUGCCAAAACUUACUUGGAGGUAGGUCUUUUGCUCAUGGUUUGUGUUAUGAAUCCUGUUUGUG
Molecule: messenger RNA, 1300 nt
Organism: Gopherus flavomarginatus (Mexican gopher tortoise)
Lineage: Eukaryota; Metazoa; Chordata; Testudines; Testudinidae
Product: olfactory receptor 12D1-like
Exons: 2
Coding region: 36-1010 (324 amino acids)
Biological process (GO): G protein-coupled receptor signaling pathway
Cellular component (GO): membrane
Molecular function (GO): olfactory receptor activity; G protein-coupled receptor activity
Source: RefSeq, a predicted model, not a curated record